Molecule: messenger RNA, 1383 nt
Organism: Ilex paraguariensis (yerba mate)
Lineage: Eukaryota; Viridiplantae; Streptophyta; Magnoliopsida; Aquifoliales; Aquifoliaceae
Source: the annotation of a GenBank genome assembly
AAACAAUCCACCGUUACAUUUUCCGUCUCUCUCUCUCUCUCUCGCAUUUGAUCUGACAUUUUUAUCGGAUCUAUUUCGGAAAACUUACCGGGAAAUCUACGUGGCACGCCGGAUCUACUUGUUCCGGCAAUAUUUGAGGUCUGUGAUGGAGUCUCACGGGGCUGGACUACGCCGUGUUCUGUUGCUUGCCUUCUGCGUCGCCGGCAUUUGGUCGGCCUAUAUAUAUCAAGGCGUUCUUCAAGAGACCGUGUCAACCAAACGAUUUGGCCCUGACAAGAAGAGAUUUGAACACCUGGCGUUUCUAAACUUGGCACAAAAUGUAGUUUGUUUGAUAUGGUCAUUUAUAAUGAUAAAGCUUUGGUCCAAUGGUAAUAGUGGUGGUGCUCCAUGGUGGAGUUACUGGAGUGCUGGCAUUACAAAUACAAUUGGUCCUGCAAUGGGAAUUGAAGCAUUAAAGUACAUCAGUUACCCUGCACAGGUCCUGGCGAAAUCCUCAAAAAUGAUUCCAGUGAUGCUGAUGGGUGCACUAGUUUAUGGUAUCAGAUACACUUUACCUGAGUACGUUUGUACUCUUCUUGUUGCUGGUGGCGUAUCAGUAUUUGCACUUUCGAAGACUAGCUCAAAGACCAUAAGCAAGCUGGCACACCCAAAUGCUCCACUGGGAUAUGGACUCUGUUUCUUAAACCUCACCUUUGAUGGAUUCACAAAUGCUACUCAGGAUUCAAUUACGGCAAGGUACCCAAAGACAAGCGCUUGGAAUAUAAUGCUUGGUAUGAAUUUAUGGGGCACAAUUUAUAAUAUGGUAUUUAUGUUUGGUUGGCCACAAGCUAGUGGAUUUGAGGCUGUUCAAUUCUGCAAGCAGAAUCCGGAGGCUGCAUGGGACAUUUUCCUCUUUUGUUUGUGUGGUGCAGUGGGGCAGAAUUUCAUAUUUCUAACCAUAAGCCGGUUUGGCUCCCUCACUAACACCACCAUCACAACCACACGCAAGUUUGUAAGCAUAGUGGUGUCUUCACUGCUAAGUGGGAACCCCUUGUCUACAAAGCAAUGGGGCAGUGUUGUCAUGGUCUUCACUGGGUUGUCUUACCAGAUUUACCUCAAGUGGAGGAAAUUACAGAGGUUGCAGAAGAAGAGAAAGCCCAUGUGAACGUGAUGAUUUUGUACUUUUUUUACAUUUCUCCUUUUCUCUAGUAUUGUAUCGGUGUAAUUUGAAGAAUCAAUGAUUAUCUGGUAUCAGCCCUCUAAAAUGGGGGAAAAGAUUAUACCUGUUACCUCUUUUAGAGCUCACUAUAAGCGAGAACUUUACGCGACACUAUUUUUGUAAUUGUAAGGAUCAAUGGUUGCAUUCUUAUUGGGACAUAGUUAGCAGAAAUUUUGACAUGUCUU